CUCAGAGCAUGACAGGUGUGGUGAGAGACAUACAAAACACAGAAACAGGUACACAGAAGAGAAGAGAGGGUAGAGAGGGAGAGGUGGAUCACUGGAAUAUAAAAAUACAGGUGGAGUGAAGAUAGAGCUGAGUUCUUGCAUCAAGUGUUGACUGUAAGUAUAGGCUUCAGUGUCUUGCUGCUAUUUCACUUCAUAAAACUACGAAAGAGUGACGUAUGAGUGAAAGACUGAGAUUUCAAAAUUGUCCUAAUUACACAGAAAUGUAAUGUUGCAGAUUAAAGAAAUGCCUGACUUGUUUUUGCAUUGGCAGGAACUGAAACCAACCGUUUUGUGGUGCCGGUGGAAAUAAAUUGACAUUGCGAGACAGAGAGAAAGAAACAGAGACAGAGAAGGAAAGAUGGCCGAGGCCCCGACGAUUGAACUCUUUGUGAAGGCCAGUGUUGAUGCUGAGAGUGUGGGGAACUGUCCUUUCUGUCAGAGACUCUUCAUGAUUCUCUGGUUAAAAGGGGCCAACUUCACCCUCACUACUGUGGACAUGAAGAGGGCUCCUGACGGGCUGAAAGAUUUGGCUCCGGGCUCUCAGCCUCCCUUCCUCAUCUACAACAAGGAGGUCAAAACAGACACCAACAAGAUUGAGGAGUUCCUAGAGGAAACCUUAGCCCCACCAGAGUUCCCAAAAUUGUGCUGUCGUUACAAAGAGUCCAAUGGUGCCGGAGAGGACAUCUUCCGAAAGUUCUCAGCAUAUAUAAAGAAUCCAAACCCCAAACUAAACGACAUGCUGGAGAAUAAGUUUCUGUCAACUCUGGUGAAGCUGAACAUGUACCUAGAGACGCCCCUCCCUCACGAGCUUGACAAGAACCCGAAUGCCACAGAGUCUUCACGCCCCUACCUGGACGGAGACUCCUUCAGCUUGGCAGACUGCAACCUGCUUCCCAAACUCAACAUCGUCAAGGUGGUGUGUAAGGAGUACCGCAACUUUGUAAUCCCCAAAGAGUUGAAAGGUCUGACGCGUUACCUGAAAAAUGCCUACGAAAAAGAUGAGUUUCGUUACACCUGCCCAAAUGACUCAGAGAUCCUCAUUGCCUACCACUCUGUGGCGAAGUACCUGAACAAAUAGCAAAACAAGAGGGAGAGAUAAAAUGGUAUAAGUGAGAACAAAGAAGUAUAGAGUGAGAAAUGUAGAAAACAACAAAGAAAAGGUGACAAAAUGCCUGAAAACUGUAUGCGAUUUAAUCUCUAGUUGCGUCAAAAAAUGGAUAAUAGAUAAUGAAAAUUGUUUGAAGUGGCAUGCUCAAUAAUUUGCUUUGUUUUUAUCAAUUGGGUUGUAUAUAUAUUUGCCAGCUGCUACUUCAAAGUUGCUUAAAAUGUGUAUUUGUAUAUACUUUAUGUACUUUUGCAUGCUCUGGUUGUACUGAUUUCUUAUGCAGCCCCUGUGAGAGUGAAAAAGCACUGUAAAUCCCAGAGAAUAUUUAUGUAAUGUCUCAUUGUGCAUGCAUGUAUUGUAUUGUCUAAUCAUUUAAAUAAUGAUAUGAUUGCAAUUUACUAAUUACAUGAAAUCAGAUGUAACUUUAAAUCAAAUAUAUGUUCAGUGUAAACAGAAAAAAUGACCUUGGCUGUAGAUAAGGGAGACUAAAAAGCUGUUCUUUGCUUUGGAAGUGUCUUUAAAUGGGAAGUUUUAAAGCUAAGUUUUGAAGCUAACAAGGGACAUUGUUUGUCUUAACUGAAAUUAGUUAAACCCCAUAUUAUUUUGCACAGUCCGUCCUCUUAUUUGUUUGUGUGUAUUAUCGACUCAGUGUUGUUUAACAUUGUCAUAAAUUUAAUCUAACUAAAUGAAGAUAGGGUGAAGAAAAAGAAGAUAUUUUGAUAUGGUAAAGACUUUGUGAAAAAUGUUGAUGUUGGUUGUAUGAAUAUUGGGUGUCAUUAAAGUAAAAACAAUAUACAUGUAAAUGUCAACAAAAAUGUUUCACUGUAUAUUGCCUGCAAGUUAAUUAAAUCUGUCACA
This is a messenger RNA of Centropristis striata (black sea bass), 2002 nucleotides long. RefSeq names its product chloride intracellular channel 3 (gene clic3). The coding region runs from base 398 to 1117 and encodes 239 amino acids. Lineage: Eukaryota; Metazoa; Chordata; Actinopteri; Perciformes; Serranidae. The transcript is spliced from 6 exons. The record is from RefSeq and is a predicted model, not a curated record.